Molecule: messenger RNA, 1709 nt
Organism: Cryptomeria japonica (Japanese cedar)
Lineage: Eukaryota; Viridiplantae; Streptophyta; Pinopsida; Cupressales; Cupressaceae
Product: protein DJ-1 homolog D
Exons: 5
Coding region: 281-1453 (390 amino acids)
Source: RefSeq, a predicted model, not a curated record
UAACUUGCAGAGGUUUGAAGAUCUUUUUUUCUGACUCAAAAAAAAUUUGAAAAAUGUAUUGCGACAGGCCUAGAUAAUUCUUGUAUCUAUAAUUAAUUUGGAACACAAUUGGAUACAUGGCAUUCCUUCCAGAUUUAUUCAUCUCAUCUCUUCCAUGCCUAUAUCAAUUUGACAGUUCAUCACCUACGUAACCACGUCUUCCUUCAGGUAUCCUCACAACGACGGUGAAGAGGAGAGCUCACUUGAAACUCAUUGACUUUUCAGGAGGAGGAAGAAGAAGAUGGAUUCUGCAGCUCAGAAACACGUUCUGAUGAUAUGUGGAGACUACAUGGAAGAUUAUGAGGCAAUGGUACCAUUUCAGACCCUUCAAGCAUAUGGAAUAAAGGUGGAUGCAGUGUGCCCCGGGAAAAAAGCUGGCGAUAAAUGCCCCACUGCUGUACAUGAUUUCCUGGGUCAUCAGACUUAUUCAGAGCUACGAGGUCACAAUUUUGAAUUGACAGCAACAUUUGAUGACAUUGAUGCAAGGAUGUACGAUGGGUUGGUGAUUCCUGGAGGACGGGCACCUGAGUACCUAGCUCUGAAUGAAUCUGUUCUUAGAUUGGUCAAGAAGUUUUCCGAUUCAAACAAACCCAUUGCUUCUAUCUGUCAUGGACAAUUGAUUCUUGCUGCUGCAGGUGUGUUAAAAGAGAAAAUGUGUACUGCAUAUCCUGCUGUAAAACCUGCUGUCGUUGCUGCAGGGGGAGCAUGGAAAGAACCAGAGCCAAUAUCGGCCUGCUUCAUUGAUGGUAAUUUGAUCACUGGUGCAGCUUGGCCAGGACACCCUGAGUUUAUAAGACUUUUCUUCAAGGCACUGGGAGGAGAGAUUACUGGCUUAGCGAAACAUGUUCUCUUUCUCUGUGGGGACUACAUGGAAGAUUAUGAAAUAAUGGUUCCAUUCCAAGCUCUGCAAUCUCUAGGUUGCAAUGUUAAGACUGUUUGCCCUGGCAAGAAUGCUGGAGACACAUGCCCAACUGCUAUCCAUGAUUUUGAAGGUGACCAAACAUACAGUGAAAAACCAGGCCAUAACUUCAUGCUUAAUGCCAAUUUUGAGGAUGUCAAGGUUGAAGACUUUGAUGCUUUGGUAAUUCCUGGAGGUCGUGCUCCUGAAUAUCUUGCACUAAAUGACAAGGUUUUAUCCAUUGUAAAGCUGUUUGAAGAAAAGAAAAAAACAAUUGCCUCAAUUUGUCAUGGGCAGCAAAUACUGGCAGCAGCAAACAUUCUCAAGGGAAAAAGGUGUACAGCAUAUCCAGCAGUAAAACUUAACGUGUUGCUUGCUGGUGCUGAAUGGUUGGAACCAGAACCAAUAACUAAAUGCUUCACAGAUGGGAAUCUAGUGACAGCAGCAGCUUGGCCUGCACAUCCUGAAUUUAUCUCCCACAUUAUGGUGUCGUUAGGAAUCAGUGUAUCAUUUUGAGCUGAUGCUCAUGUUAACUGAGAACUAAUUGUAGUUUGUAUGUGCAAAAAUGCUUAGAUGUAUGGACCUGGUCUGUUUAAUAUGUAAUGGAACUCUGUAUUGAUAUGCAUUAGAGUAAUUAGAAUUUAGAACACAUUCCCUGACCCUUGGGAAUGUGUUCAUCUUAAAUACUUCUGGGGGAACUUGCAGGUACUUAAAUUGAUAUAAGUUCUUUUUUGCUUGGUAAAUUUUGUGUGAGGUCAUGAGUUGCUUUCAA